This is a messenger RNA of Planococcus citri (citrus mealybug), 1273 nucleotides long. Its product is annotated as syntaxin-18-like. Gene Ontology annotation, molecular function: structural constituent of ribosome. The record is from RefSeq and is a predicted model, not a curated record. The coding region runs from base 222 to 1157 and encodes 311 amino acids. Gene Ontology annotation, biological process: translation; retrograde vesicle-mediated transport, Golgi to endoplasmic reticulum. NCBI's taxonomy places the organism in Eukaryota, Metazoa, Arthropoda, Insecta, Hemiptera, Pseudococcidae. The transcript has 2 exons. Gene Ontology annotation, cellular component: membrane; endoplasmic reticulum; SNARE complex.
GUGAUUACGAUCAAACUAUUGUAUUUUGCGUGACUUUUCUAUGAAAGUUGAGAUGUAAUAUGUUAGUUAUUCGAUAAAUGAGUGAUUUCCUAUUCAAGCAGGCAUCACUCAAACAUUUGGGAAUACUUCGUAGCCCAUAUUUCCAUAGCUGAGCUGAGUGGCGAGAUCGUGAUCAGAUCACUGAACAGUGAACACAUCGGACGAAUUUAUAGAAAACCACGAUGGACAUCACGGACAUCUUUCGAGCUUAUGUAAAAAAUGAAAAAUUACGUCGCAGCUUGACCAGAUCAGAUAAAGGAACACCGCCGCUAAAAUUUAAAAAUAAACGGGACGAAUUCAAUUCGAAAUCUUUAGACGUGGUUUAUCAUAUAACAAAAUUACGAGAUUACUUAUUAGAACAUAAAACACAGUAUUGUAAUAUUAACGCAUCAUCUAGUAUUGGACCAAGUAUGACUGAUAUAGAGAGAGAAAAGGUCGAUGCCGCAGCGCGUAAUAUCAUAAAGAAUUGUUCAACGUUACUGAAAGAUUUAGCUGUAUUUAUCAAAGCUAAUCCAAAUCCGGCUCAGUUAUACGAACAUAGAAAAGGUGUCCUAGAUGUGGUAGAAAAUUAUUUGAAGUCUGUGUGUAAAAUGUACUCUGAUUUGAAAGAAGUUUACGCCGAACGACAAUCUGCCUACAACUCUAUGAUGAAAGUCAAGUCCCCUCAGUCGAGUAAUAACAAAAUUUCGGAUCCCGUGAAUCGCGAAGAAAAGUCUCGACCUUCUAGUUACAAAUCAGGUGUUAACGAGGAUAGUUAUAACACCUACCCUCAUUCUUUUAUCGAAGAAUUAACCGAAGAAGAACUUCAAAUGUUCGAAGUUGAAAAUGAAGAUCUGAUCAACGAAUUGAAUAGUCUGAAAGGGGAAGUCAAAGCUAUAGAAAAGAAAGUAACUCACAUUGCUGGGUUACAAGGAACGUUUACCGAAAUGGUUAUGAACCAGGAUUUAGAUAUUCAACGAAUUGAUACGACCUUAGUCGGCGCUACCGAAAAUGUCCAAGAUGCCAAUUUAGAAUUACGUAAAGCUGUUCAAAAUAAUGCUAGUUUCCGGGUUUAUUUAUUAUUUUUUAUAAUGAUGUUAUCUUUUACAUUAUUGUUUUUAAAUUGGUAUAAUGAUUAAUUCACUAUUAUGUGUAGUUAACAUUCCUUUCGAGCUCUUUCAAGUACCUAUGAAUAAUUUUUUUCAAUUACCUACCUAAUGUUUGUAACGGGAUAAUUACAGUGUUAUAAUUUUCA